Messenger RNA from Centropristis striata (black sea bass), 4033 nucleotides. RefSeq names its product G-protein coupled receptor 22-like. Gene Ontology annotation, molecular function: G protein-coupled receptor activity; peptide binding. The record is from RefSeq and is a predicted model, not a curated record. Gene Ontology annotation, cellular component: membrane. NCBI's taxonomy places the organism in Eukaryota, Metazoa, Chordata, Actinopteri, Perciformes, Serranidae. Gene Ontology annotation, biological process: G protein-coupled receptor signaling pathway. Bases 1580 to 2896 code for a protein of 438 amino acids. The transcript has 3 exons.
AGCAGGAGUGUGAUGGUUUGCACUCCUAUCCAGACAGUUAGGCAGGGAGGGAGCGCAACAGAGAGUUGCUGAGAUGAGUAUUCACAAACCUGUCAAUAUGGAUGAAUAAGAGAAAAGGGGGGAGAAGAAGAACAAUCCCACCAACAUCCCUGUCAGGACUAAUCUCUGUGGACUUUUUUUUCUCUCUGUCUGGGACUCGGGAGGAAAAGAACAUCUGUCAGUUGUGUGACCCUUGUAUGUUCAUCAAUAUUUAAUCCAAAUUGUUGGAUUACUGCUGGAAGGAGCAGAAGAUAAACCAGCAGUUUCAAUCAGUCGACCUAGAUUGUUGCAGAGCCGCGAGGAGAGUGGACAGCGUGGUGUAUGGACCAGCUCCGAAGCAUCUGUGUUUACCCUGCAUGGUCACUGUGGAAGAAAGAUGUGGCAUUGAAGGACAGACAGAUGAUGUUGUAGCAAACCCUGCUACCUAAAGUCCAAUACCUGUCCGGAUUCCUUUUUGCACAAUCCACAAGACAGGCUCUCCGUCUGAUGAACUCACCUCCACUACCUCACGAGGAUGACCUUCUCCUGAAUCACUCACCCCCCCUUCUCCUCCUGUGCACAUAUAAAAACUGGUGAUCACAAAUGUCCCAGUGAUCAUACAUGUCAUGGUGAUUGGACACACAUGCACUCCAAUAAUCUGCUCUACUCACGCCAUCUCCAGUGAUUGAGGGUUAAGCAUGUCGAGGGGCAAACUGGAGACCCGUGCUCGAUUUACAUGUCAAUGGCAGCUGGAGCCAGGCGCACAGAGACUGAUGAGAAAGGUGGCGAGUGAAGGCCUGUUCCAUUAGUGCUCCCAGGGGGGACAUGGGCCUGGAUGCUGCUCGGACGCACUGACCUCUCCUGGACAGAUUCUGGACAUUACUAUGGUGUACAGUGGGGAAUCUCCAUAGCCGACUGACUCUGCCUCUUGGAGUACAAGCUAAUGGAUGUAACUGUUUUUUUGUAUUCACAGAUCUGACUACUAUCUUUUCACAAAAAGGACAAAAAAAACCCAGAAGGAUUUGGAUCAUCAUACUAUGAGCAGUACAUUCCAGCGCCGCGCAGGGGAAAGAGUCUGUGUUUCUUUGUUUUCUUGGUUGGCCGUGUCUCUCCUGCCUGGGAAUAUCAUGAGAUUAUAAACAGGAGGUGGCUCGGACAUUUUAUCCCUGUUCCACUCAUCCAUCAGAGCUCCCACCAUCACCAAAGCAAACGCACCACAGAUCUUAGUAAAAGUCUGUAGAGGACAUUAGCCUAUAUUCUCUAAAAUCCACUGGCUGGAGGUGGCCGAUUCCUCAGCUUUCUUGCCAUUGAGGUCAGGAAGAAAAAGCUGGCAGCCCAUAGAUAGUCUUUGGCGAGACGGACAGGUGCUUUUCUGGCUGUCAGCCUCUCUGGGAGGGACUAACAGUGAAAGGGAAAGCCUCGCUGGGGGGGCUCUGCUGAAGCGGAAACACUUUUCCACAGGCUAUGUUUGGAUGUGAUGCUCGUCUCUGUGGAUGCAACAUGGACUCUAUGGCCUGAUUUCACAGCCCUGGUAUUCAGAUAGUGCUGUAGGGAAAGGAUAAUGCAUAUCCUUCCCUACCCGGAACAAGAAGCCACCAUGAGCAACGUCACGGUCACCGACAACACUGAGCCCAUCAGCCGCACCAUGAGUCCGGCAACUCCCAGCCCGUAUCCCUAUCCUGUUAGUUUCCAGGUCUCCCUCACUGGCUUCCUCAUGCUGGAAAUCCUCCUGGGCCUGAGCUCUAACCUCACUGUGCUUGCCCUCUACUGUAUGAAGUCGAACCUCAUUAGUUCUGUCAGUAACAUUGUCACCAUGAACCUCCAUGUGUUGGAUGUGCUGAUUUGUGUGUGCUGCAUCCCCCUCACUAUAGUGGUGGUGCUGCUUUCCCUGGAGGGAGACACUGCACUGGUCUGCUGCUUCCAUGAAGCCUGCGUCUCCUUUGCGAGUGUCGCCACUGCUGCUAAUGUGCUCGCCAUAACCCUUGAUCGCUAUGACAUCUCAGUCAAACCGGCCAACCGGGUCCUGACCAUGGGCCGUGCCCUGGCUCUGCUGGCUGCCAUUUGGGUGCUAUCCUUCGUUAGUUUCCUCGUACCCUUUAUUGAAGUGGGAUUCUUUGCCCAGGGCCACGCUGAUCUCAACCAGACAGCGGUGGAGAAUGUGGUUCACACUAACCAGUACUACACAGAACUCGGCCUCUAUUACCACCUGCUCGCUCAGAUUCCCAUUUUCUUCUUUACUGCCGUCGUCAUGCUCAUCACCUACUCAAAGAUCCUGCAGGCGCUCAAUAUUCGCAUUGGCACACGUUUUCACGCUUCACAGAAGAAGAAGGCUCGCAGGAAAAAGCGCCCAUCCAUGACAGCCAUGACAACGCAGCAAGAGGCCACAGAUGCGUCCCAGAGCAGCGGCAGCCGCAACCCCACGCUGGGAAUGCGCACCUCCGUCUCUGUCAUCAUCGCCUUGCGAAGGGCUGUUAAGCGCCACAGAGAAAGGCGAGAACGCCAAAAGAGGGUUUUUAGAAUGUCCCUCUUGAUUGUGUCUACCUUCCUGCUGUGUUGGACGCCCAUCACGGUGCUCAACACAGUCAUCCUGAGCGUAGGCCCCAGUGACCUGAUGGUCAAGUUGAGACUGGGCUUCCUGGUCAUGGCUUAUGGGACCACUAUCUUUCACCCUCUACUCUAUGCCUUCACGAGGCAGAAGUUCCAGAAAGUCUUGAAAAGCAAGAUGAAGAAGCGAGUAGUGUCGAUCAUUGAGGCAGAUCCUACCCCCAAUAACGCCAUCAUUCACAACUCCUGGAUCGACCCAAAGAGGAACAAAAAGGUGACAUUUGAGGACAAAGAUGCCCGACAGAAAUGUCUGUCUUCUGAGGACGUGGAGUGAAGGAACUCAUUAUCUUUAGGGUAUACAGUCAAUAAACGCAGCUAAAACUGACAUCAGGUCAUGAUGAAAAAGGGAAAAUGUUAAUCCAAAGCAGUAAUGUAAAUACUAUGUGCAAUAGAAUGUACAAUAACAAGAGGUGGAUAAUUUAUUACUAUUUAUUGAGAACAAAAGUAGAUUUCAUAGAUACACCAUAUACUGUACUGUAGAUAUUGCAUGGCUUUUUGUAAUGGUAGCAAAAUACAGUGCAUUGUGUACAUAAAUAAUACAUGUACAGCAUAGGGUAAACAAGGUAUAUAAAUAGAGAGAGAGAAGUAGGAAAUAUUAUGUAUAUGUAUAUUUAUAAUAAAUUUCGUGUUCACUCACCUUACGCAGCAAAAGGCUUCCUAUGCUCCCCUCCCCCCACGUAAAGUGUUUGUGAUUCUGUAAUAACUGUGAGAUUACUCCCAUUCAUCAACAUGCCACUUGCUCCGACACCAGACCUGCAAUCCCCAGUGACCGCUGACCUUAUUGCCUAGGAGCCCUCUAAGGGGAGGCCUUUAAACUGAAAUGAGACUACAGGUGUGAGGAUGCAACAAAGACAGCCAUGUCAAAUGUAUGGAGUUAGGAAUGGGAAGAAGUAGUGUAUGUUAUGUUGGUAUAGCUGAAGAGCUAUAAGGGUACUGCUCAUAAUCACUGCUUUUAGAGUUAAAGACUUGCAUUCCACAGACACAACAGAAGACCAUGGUUCUCAUCACCUCGUCUGACAUAAACCAGAUGUAAUCAAAGCCUAGUCUGUUUCACUUUAACAGUCACGUCUUUGAGCCAAAUGGAAAAUCUACAGUUGCCUUAUUUUGGUUUGAUGAAUUGAGCAUGACUUUAUGGUGGGACAGGGAGAGCACACAUUGAACACAAUGAAAAAAAUAAUAACAAAUACUGUUUUAAUCCUCAAAGUGAAUAGAAUCCGCAGAUGUUAUGUUUUCAUAAAGAAGUUAUUUAAUUAAACUAAAGGAAAAUGUUGAAAUUGUUGUAUUAUCAAAUUGUCUGUUUUAAAUAACACAAGCCGAACAACAAUGCUCUCCAAAUAAGCAAAUCCAUAACUGCAAUAAAGAACUACUGCAAAAAACUUAAAGCCUAAUAAAAGAUUCUGUUUACAAUCCA